GAAAGGGACUUUUGUGAUGCACUCAUAACCGCUAAGAAUGAGGCCCUCAGAGAGGGUAAAGAGUCGGCCCCUUAUCUCACCGAUGAAAACCUAGCGAUGACUAUAUUUGAUCUGUUUUUCGCCGGAACCGAUACAUCCCAACAGACAUUUCAAUGGUUACUCAUUUUGUUGACAUACUAUCCGGAAAUGCAACGAAAGUUGAGACAAGAGAUUGAGACACAAAUCGGAGACCGAAUGCCAACACAUGAGGACAGGAAUCGAUGCCAUUAUGUCAUGGCUUUCAUUACGGAAACACUGAGGUUCAGGAAUAUAAUUCCUCAGGGAGUCCCUCACAGGGCUAUUGUUAGGACUACUAUCGGAAAACAUACCAUCCCUGAGGAUAUGGCGGUUAUUGUAUAUCAGGGCUACAUUUGUCGUAAUGAUAAGGAUUGGGAGAAAGCAAAUGAGUUCAUUCCCGAGAGAUUUCUAGAUAAAGAGGGAGAGUUCAUAACUACCCGUCCAAAAGCGUACAUCCCGUUCGGUGUGGGACGACGUGUUUGUCCCGGAGAGAAGUUAGCCAUCGCUGACCUCUUCCUAGUUUUGGUCAGAUUUCUGCAAUCGACUCAAGACUACGAUAUAGUCCUCGACAGUCAUAAUGGUAUUGAUGCCGACCCUAAUAUAGUCGACGCUUAUUCCCCUCCAGAA
This is a messenger RNA of Oppiella nova, 684 nucleotides long. The record is from the annotation of a GenBank genome assembly. Lineage: Eukaryota; Metazoa; Arthropoda; Arachnida; Sarcoptiformes; Oppiidae.